Messenger RNA from Colletes gigas, 6456 nucleotides. It is a transcript of the gene how, whose product is annotated as protein held out wings. Bases 1345 to 2301 code for a protein of 318 amino acids. Gene Ontology annotation, cellular component: nucleus. Lineage: Eukaryota; Metazoa; Arthropoda; Insecta; Hymenoptera; Colletidae. The record is from RefSeq and is a predicted model, not a curated record. Gene Ontology annotation, molecular function: mRNA binding. The transcript is spliced from 8 exons. Gene Ontology annotation, biological process: regulation of mRNA splicing, via spliceosome.
UCUGUACCUUCGAUAAUGCAUCGUUUCAUAUGCGACACGCCUUAGUUUCGUUUGCAUGAUUUACGCCUAUAGCGAUACAUACUUUGAGCUCGAUCCAUCUAUGUGCACACGGAAUCAUCGCCAUAGUCUCUCUGCGAUCUUACGAAUUUCGCUACCGUAGCCGCGCAAGCGAAAAAGUGCACAACGUCCAAGAACGCUGCUGCCCGUGCUAUGAGACCAGUUCUCGUUACCUCAUAGUUUGCCAUAAUCGGCAACGGACUGCUUGCAAACAUCGUAUCUCGAUCGCGUGUCACGUGUUGCGCGUCCCGGUCUGCUUUUCUUACCUUCCUUUUAUUUCUUCAAAUUUUUUCCACACCGGACCGUGGAACAGAAGGAAAUUCUAACGCGGCGGACCCGCUCAAUUUACAAAAAUAAAUUAGAAAUUUCGUGUAAUUUAUCAUUUUUCACCGAUCGAUCGAUCCGUCUUGUCAUAAUUCGAAGUAGCUUGCUUGGCCAGCCCGGCCCAGAAUCAUCGCAUACCACAGAGGAAACAAGAUAUAGAACGAAAUGGUGGGGAGAUUGUCAGUGAAACUAAAGUGAACCAAGUGUUUAAGAACAGUGACGAAGAAAAAUGCACAGCUUGCGAUACACUCUCUGAAACUCCGUACUACGUUUCUUUGUGAUUUUCUUAAAUAUUUUUACGUUCAUAGUGCAGACAAUCGUGAACGAUAUUUUGUAAACUGUUGGCUUUUACAAUAUUCUUACACACGUUUACAUUUACGCUCGCUAGAUACCACGGAUUUAACAACGGAUAAACAACUGUAGUCAUCUGGUAUACCGGGUGUACGAAAAUAAGUGUCAAUCGAAAAAUUUAAAUUAGUGAUUCUAGAAAAUAAUAAUAUUAGAGAAAUUUAUUCUGUUUUUAGUGUAUAAUCCAAUUGAAUAAACGCGAUGUUUUUAUUAAUUUUUUUUUUAACGAACAUUUCACGGUUAACUUUCUAAACGGAAUUUUACAUUUUGUUCAUACUCUGUUAUAUAAAAAAGUUUUAUUAUAACGUGACCUUGAGACGUCUCCAUGUCAGAUAACUGGUAUGUUAAGAAGAUUUUUUUUUUUUUUGAACAUUUAAAUAAGAAAGGACGUUAUUUUCUUAGUUCUGUGCAACUUAUUAUCUCAUGUGUCCACUUUAAUCCACUCGAUGUUCUCAAGGUUACAUUAUAAAACCUCGAAAACUUAAAUGUAUUAUUGGACACGAGUACACACGAAAAUAAUCAAAUUGCAAGUAAAGAGGAGCAUGAAUUUUUCGUAUCCGUCUUCCAUCAAUAACAUUUCUAUCUCUGUCUUAUCAUAUUGCACACUAUUCUGUCAUGUGGGUAUGGUUCGAGCACGCGUACAUCGGAUUUCUUGAUCAGUUCGACUUUUGUGAAAUUGCAAAAGUACGGGCGAGUCUAUUCCAAAUCAGUGGUGUCAAAAAGGAGCCACUGGUUUUGCCAGAACCAGAUGGCGAAAUCACCACACUAACAGAGAAAGUUUACGUACCCGUUAAAGAACAUCCAGAUUUCAACUUUGUUGGAAGAAUUCUUGGGCCACGUGGAAUGACGGCUAAACAACUGGAGCAAGAAACGGGUUGUAAAAUAAUGGUCCGGGGGAAAGGUUCUAUGAGGGACAAGAAAAAGGAAGAGUUAAACCGCGGUAAGCCAAACUGGGAACAUCUGACAGACGAACUUCAUGUAUUAUUGACAGUUGAGGAUACAGAAAAUCGUGCCACGUUGAAACUUGCCAGAGCUGUAGAAGAAGUCAAGAAGCUCCUUGUUCCCGUGCAGGCUGAUGGAGAGGAUGAGCUAAAAAAACGACAAUUAAUGGAGCUCGCUAUCAUAAAUGGUACCUAUCGGGAUUCCAAUACGAAGGUUGCUGCAGCUACAGCAUUUGACAUUUCAGCUUGCGACGAAGAAUGGAGACGCGUUGCAGCAGCUGCAGCAGAGACGCAGCGACUUCUUCCAGGGUUGGCUGCACCCAUGAGAACACCCAGCGCUCCAUUGGGAGCACCACUAAUACUCUCGCCACGGAUAUCUGUACCGACAACCGCAGCAUCUCUUUUGAACGGCUCAGGUCCACCAGGAUCUCUUCUUUCUGCCGGUGAUCCACAUGGGUUAAUCUACACGCCAUAUGCCGACUACGCCAAUUAUGCAGCCUUGGCAGCCUCGCCGCUCCUCACGGAAUACACCACUGCUGAUCAUUCUGGUGCAGCAGCCGCUGCGAAACAGCGUAGGCACCUGGGUCAGAUUCGCGAGCACCCUUAUCAAAGGGCUGGUGCUUUGUCGUGAAUUCGGAGAGCGCGAUCACAAUACUGUACGCGCCUCCGCGAAGAGGCUUGGAGUGCUAACAAUGGAAUCCACUCGCCCCGUGCUAACACCUGGACUCUGGAACAACAUCCGCGUUCGAUCGAUUCACCAACCAGAUGACCACCUUCGUCGUUCGCAUCACCAGCCCUGUUUGUCAAGUUUAUCCAUCCUGUAUCCUCUCCGUGUUUUAAAAGUUUUGUAAUUCUCGAUUAAAUUAUUAAUAUUCGUUUCAUUAGCACUCGUAGCAAAUUCUGACGGCGUUUCGUACAUUCGACGGAUAAUCGUCUGACUGAACGUGGUAUCACACGUCGUUACAUGCGAAAAAGAAAAUCUUUUUUUUUUUUUUUUUUUUCAAAUCAAGUCAGAUUUAUCCGCGUGCAAGAUCAUGGGUAAGAGUUUAAAAUGCUUUUGGAUUUUUUAAUGUAAACGAAUGAUGAUUUUAAAGGAUCUCGUAUUUUCGAAACGAACUAUAUUAAAAUUAUCCUCUCUCAGCUGUAGAAUUAACAAAAUGUCAAUAUAAUUUAUUAUUAACUUUCCUCUCGAAUGUAAGACUGUUUCUUUAUAAGUACAGAAUCUAUUCAGUUCUUAUUUUUUAUUAUGCCGUGUCGAAAAAGAUCAUUGAUUUCUUACCAAAACCGUUCGUGCGAUGUUCCCGUCGUAACGAAGGAACAGUUCAUGUUUUAACAUUAGAAUAUUAACUUAUUUAUUGUUAAAAUAAAAGAUUUUUUGGCUUUUUUUCCAGGGUCACGUUUCUAUACAGAAUGUUUCAUAUGGUGUGAUAUAAUCAGAAAAUGAGAAAUUCUCGAGUGAAAAGUAAAAUGACUUUGAAUAGUUUUUAUUAUCAUUUAAAGUUAAUGUUUAAAUUAUUCAAAAUCAGAAUUUUCAUUGCAGAACCGAAAAGACGAACGAAAGAAUUGGCCUUUAGUGGAUUAGUCACACCUCUGCAUACACACAUAUUCGGUCAUCAUUAUUAAACUCGGAUAUAUUACAUGGUAAACUAAAUUUCAACACUGUUUCAUCGGUGAUGAAGUAAAAGGAGAAGACAAAAUGGGCUUAAAAACAUCUUGAUCGAUUUAUUCUCCGUCCAAUUCGAAUUUCUCGAAGAAAUGGAUACCUAGCUCUCGGUCCUUGGAUCACAAAUAAUUCCGAGAAGGGCUUUAGACUUCGAAAUGGAUAGAAAUCAGUCGAUAAAAAAAGUCCAAAUUGCAUACAGGUUGUUUCGAUAUGUUAUUAUCUUGCUCAGUCAAAACAUGUGUAAUCAGAAUCGAAUCUUCUUCAAUAACAUCAAGGAUAUCAGUCCUCCGAUCGACAGAUCACGUUAUUAAUGAUUAUCGAUCGUCAAAUUUUCACACCUGAAUCUCGAAUAGCAUUCAAACGCCACACACCUGCUAAUGACGAUUAAAUCCAUAAAUAUCGUUAAUAUUCAUAACGAUUUUUCAGCCUUUACACCUUUCGAAGAGUCGUAGUAUAACAAUUACCGAAUUUCCACUCGUGAAAGCUCCAUUUCCCAAACAUCAUGCGUAUAUAGCACAUCAAACUACCCCCCCGCAAGAUACUCUAAUUUUUUCCUUUGAAAGGCGAUCGACUUUUUUUAGAUAUUUGCAAAUAACUAUUACUGGUAGCUGUUGCAUCACUGGACAAUGUUUCGCAGUGAUGACCGCUACGUUUAUUAAUAUCUUGAAAAUUAUUUAAUUCCUGAAACUAAAAUUCUAUGUUUCUGCAUCCAUUUCCACCGCCAUUUGCAAAUAUCUCAGGAACGAAAACCAAAAAAAAGGUUGUUGAAAAUACCGUCCUUUGUAACAUAUUUAAAAACGAACGAAAUCCAUGGUGAGAGGCAUCAUCAAAGGACAGCGUUAUGUGUCAUGGUGCUGAAAUUUAGUUUACAACCUAAUACUCGUAUGCCUAAGGGCCGAAUGGUGGUGGUUACACACGCGUAAAAGUUUGUAUUGGAUGGAGCUCGAUGUUAUCGCUCCUUCCAACCGUGUACAGUAUAUCGAAUUUCUUAAUGCACUUAAUAUAUCACUUUUAGAUCGAAUUAGAACAACUCAUAUUAUAUAUUCUCACAGAUAGUCUUACAGUUUUUUUUUUUUUUUAAUUAUUAUUUUGUUAUCUACUAACUAUCCGUUAUAAAUUUUAUACAUUUUAUAUACUCAGUGUCCGCAAAGCCUUACUCUAUCGAUCUAAUCAAAUGUUUAAUAUUUUCUCUGUACCAUUGACUAUUUAUAUUUGCUGAAGUAAGGAAUUCCUUAUUAUAUUCAGGGAACUGUAUUUUUUUAUUUUUUUUUUCUUCGAAUUUCUUUGACUUAUUGUUAAUGUAUAGUUAUUAGUAAUAAGUAUAAAAAUGUUACGUUUAAUUUCUGGUUUCUAUAUACAUGUGAGUAGGUGGCAGAAGUAUGCUUAUUCCAUAUUAAUCGAAAUAAGCCAGAUGCUCAUACAUAUGUGUGUAUUGAUCAUUAAUGAUGCCUGUUUUAAUGGAAUAUGUGUUUGUAGAAAAUUGUGUCGUAGUCAUAAAUCGCGAAGGUAUAAUUCAGCCAAGCAAGAGUGAAGUAGAUGCGACUCGACGGACGUUCUGGCUCGUGAAAACAUCAGUUGUCCAAUCCCACGGAAUUAGACAAAUUUUUAUUUUCGAACAGCGAAUAGAACAUUUCAGAUUUAUUCGCGAACUAAUUUUUAUUUACGUUUUCAUCUUUUCAUGCAUUCGUAAAUUAGAAUUGGUUAACAGAUUUAUUUUAAAAUGUUAUUCAAUAAAUCAAAUGUUUAUUCGUUAUUUGAAAAUAAAAUUUACUCGACUCUGUCGUCCCAAAUCUAAUUAGUGUAUCUGUCCACAAUUUCAACCCUCUAAAACUCACUCACACUUGACGGAACUAUACUUAUCUUAUUACGUACUCAACUAGGUUUCUAUGUAACUAACAACGUUAUUAUAUUUUAAUCGAUUUAAUCUUCAACUUAAUUUAUUUUUAACUAAAGAAUCUCAUUUCUCUGUUGUAUCACACCUACCGCAGAGCCAAUAUUAUAGGGGAGACCUUAAGAUCAUACCGCGCAAUCAAAACAAAUUUUCAUAUUUAAUGUUGCCAAUCGCAGACUCGUAAAACGAACAUUUGUCUGCGAUGUGUAAAAUUAAUUAUAUAGUACUUAUAUUGUUAACAGAACAACGGAACAAAGAGGAGAAGUGGGUAAAAAAUGAGAUAAGAAAUUUAAAUAAUAUAAUGUAUUUUGUAUAAUUAAGAAUAUAACACGUUUACUUGUAAUAGGUGCAAUAUAAAAUCAAAAUUUCUUUUCGUCUUGAUGUUUUGUACUUGGAAAGUAAAAUUAGUGCUAAGUCUAGUUCAACUCGUAAAAUGAGAACAAUUCGUAAAAAUAUUUUUUAUCGCGACUGUUUAAUCUUAAGUGAAACAGUAAAAUUCGAUCGAGACAGUUUAAUACUAAUAGAUCGCAAUAUUAAAAUACAUUGAAACGUAACGUAAUAUAAAGAUAUGAUUUGUUAGAUAUAAAAUUUAAUUGUAAGCUAUAUUAGAAGAAAUUCAAUGAAUAUGUAAUUUUAAAGAAAUAUAUAAAGGCAAUAAAUAUUGCAUGAAUUACUGUGGAUUUACAGUACUCGUAAAUUUGAUAUUGACAAUAAAACGAAAUGAAAGGUAAUGAAAUCAAAAUAUUGAAAUGUACUAAUUAGGUAUUGCAAUUAUUUAAGUUUCUUUUAAAUAUAUUAAUUUGUUAUGUGACUAAAAAGAAUCUCCAUUUUUCUUAACAAAGAGAUGUUAUUCUAUGUUUUACUAUACUGUAAUCGGAAAAUUUUGUUAUGUAAUAUUAUGGUGCAAUUUACUUGUAAAGUAAUAAAUUUCAACCGUUUAUCGAACAUUUUCAAUCUUAUAAAUUGAGAUAAGUUCUUAUAAAAAAAAUAUUCAUUUGUGAAAAGUGUAGGGUACAAAGGUCUAUUAACGAAAUAGUACUACAAAUUGUGUCGUUAUAAAUCAACGAGCAAUUUGAUUAAUGUAAAAACUAUUUUUACCUGUUUCUGUUGCAAAAUCACUACUUAUAAUAUUAGUUACUAUAUUACAUACGAAAUAUGUCUACAUGGAUGAGAAUGGUUAUAUGUUAGAUUGAUUUAUUUAUCAGUGAAUAUAACAUUAGAUAUAAAACGAA